Brassica oleracea var. oleracea is the source of this 968-nucleotide messenger RNA. Its product is annotated as dof zinc finger protein DOF1.6. The transcript has a single exon. Bases 54 to 716 code for a protein of 220 amino acids. Lineage: Eukaryota; Viridiplantae; Streptophyta; Magnoliopsida; Brassicales; Brassicaceae. Gene Ontology annotation, biological process: regulation of DNA-templated transcription. Gene Ontology annotation, molecular function: DNA-binding transcription factor activity; DNA binding. The record is from RefSeq and is a predicted model, not a curated record.
CACUUUCGCUUCUCUCUCUCUCUCUCUCCUUUUCCUCAUUAUCUCUUUUACCCAUGCCGUCCGAAUCAAACCUAACCCGAUCCGCCCGAGUUCAGGGCUCAACGGCUGCUUACCCACCUCCGAAUUUGGCGGAGCCACUGCCUUGUCCUCGUUGCAACUCCAUCAUCACCAAGUUCUGUUACUACAACAACUACAACCUCUUACAGCCUCGCUACUUCUGCAAGUCGUGUCGCCGUUACUGGACUCAAGGUGGUACACUCCGCGACGUCCCCGUCGGCGGUGGAACUCGCCGGAGCUCUUCCAAACGCAACCGCUCUUUCUCCUCCAACGCCACUACUGCCUCCUGCUCUUCUUCCAUCAUUACAACGGCCAACGGUUCAGAACCAAUGAACCAAGGAACCGUCACAAACGAAGCAAAGAGUAGUCAUGAAAUCUCAGGUUACGGGAGCUUUGCGUCUCUGUUAAGUGGGCAGAGCGACGGAGCCGCGUUUCUGGCGUUGGGAAACGGAAGUGCAAGCGGUGGGUUAGAUUACGGGUUUGGGUACGGGUACGGGUUGGAGGAGAUGAGUAUUGGGUAUCUUGGAGGAGGCUCUGGAGGAGAGAUACCGGUGGUGGGUGGUGGUGACACGUGGCAGAUUGGGGAGAUUGAAGGUAAAAGUGGGGACAGUUUAUGGCCUGGUCUCGAGAUCUCCAUGCAAAGCAACGGUGCUAAGUGAAAAAACCGUUUAUGUCUUCUUUCUCUGUUUCUGUCUUUUGUUUGUUUCCUUUUGGAAAUUUCUGUUUGUGUUUUUUUUUUUAUUCUUUCCUACUGGGAUAGAGAGAGACCAAAGAAGCAAAAUUAAACAGGAAAGAAAAAAAAAAUAGGAGGAAGGUUUAAUGUCUUUUUUCUUUAUUUGAGGUCUAACAAUGGCAGUUUGUAAAUCCUCUGUUUCUGUGAUGAACAUAUUGGAAUGCAUUUCAAGUAGUAA